Molecule: messenger RNA, 3160 nt
Organism: Felis catus (domestic cat)
Lineage: Eukaryota; Metazoa; Chordata; Mammalia; Carnivora; Felidae
Exons: 3
Coding region: 2029-2997 (322 amino acids)
Source: RefSeq, a predicted model, not a curated record
CUGUUGGCUCAGAGCCCUACCUGGGGCUCCAUCUUACAGACCAAACCGUGAGAUCAUGAUCUGAGCUGAAAUAAAGAGUCAGAUGCUUAACCAGCUGAGCCACCCAGGUGCCCCAGGAUUUGCCCUUUAAAGCAGAAUAAGACACUACUGUGUUGAUGCAAAAUGAACAAACCUUUUUUUUCUUUUUUAAGUUUUAAAGGAACAGAGUUUUUUAUUCGAGCCCCAGUUUGGACAGCUGCCCCAGAUACACAAUCUUCACGAAGAAGAGAUCAUUCCAGGGAAGGAACAUUUGGUGCAGGGUUAUAUGUUUUGUUUUGUGUUGUGUUGUGUUGUGUUGUGUUGUUUUGUUUUACAUACUUACACAUCAUCAUGACAAAUGACAUUAUAGAAAGAGACUUUACCUAUGUUUUCAGUACGUGCAAGGCUGUGUGAAUUUAAUCUUGUGGGAACCAGGGAGGUUUUUUUUUUUUUUUCUUUAUGUUUGGAAUGUUCUUUUCAUUGUUUUAGUGAAGCAGAUGUAUAGUGUUCUGGCCAGAAAUAGAGCUCAUGCUUCAAGAUUUUACCAAGUCAUUUUGACCUUGGUAAAUGUUAAUGUUCCUUUAUUUCAUCAACUCUGUGAUGCAUGUAUAUAUAUUUAUUAAAAUAUAUAUAUUUAUCAUAAUUUCUUUAUCCAUUUCUCUUCAAUGGACAUUUAGUUUAUUUCCAUAACUUGGCUAUUGUGGAUAGUGCUACAAGGAGCGUGAAUGCAGAUAGGUCUUUGAGAUCCUGAUUUCCAUUCUUUUGAGUCUCUAUACCCAGGAAUGAGAUUGUUGGAUCAUAUGAUAGUUCUAGUUUUAAUUUUUUGAGGGAGUUUCAUGCUGUUUUCUAUAGCGGCUUGCCAUUUUACAUUCCUAUCAACAGUGCGCAAGGGUCCAAUUUCGCCACAUUCUUGCCAACACUUACUUUUUUUUUUUUUUUUUAAUAACCAUGCUAACUGGUAUGAGGUGAUAUUUCAUUGUGGUUUUGAUUUGAAUUGCCCUCAUAAUUAGUGAUGUUGAGAAUCUUUUCUUAGACUUUUUGGCCUCUUAAAGGAGAGAACGUCAGGAAGAAGAUAGGAGCAAUCAGGGCAUUGCAAGUCUUGAUUAUACAAAGACAUUAAUCAUGGGAACUCAAAUCCUCAUGUUCCAAGCCCUCCCCCAAGAAGAAAGAACAGGACUGAAAUCAACAUCUUUGAACGUGAAACCUUGGGCAAGUGUGCAUGCUUUCUCGUAGGAAAGAUGUAGCAAAGUACAAGCUUGAUUAAAGCAGUGUGUCCGGGGAUAACCAGUUCCGACUGCUUCAUUGUGUGAAGGUGAGAGAGCGCCAGCGACCACUGGUAUCAGUAUCCACGGGGUUAUGUCCACACAUCUGAAACCUCCUUAGAGGUCAGUACGGCCCUUUAUUAUUAUUUCCAUGUAGUGUAAAUCUCACUUAGUAAGGCUAGUAUUUUCUCAGCAAACUCGUGAGAUGGUGUAUAUAUACAGAUGCAUGCAUUCUCACUAACACACAGAAUUGGUAGAUACUUGUGUGUGCCGUCGCGGUGAGACUUUAUAACCAAGACGGUAGCUCUGUCGGUGUGGUUCCUUUUGCUCAAAUGCAAAGCCAGUGUGCAUUACCAAGUCAGACACGAUGAAAAUAAUACAAGGACCGCUUCCUGGUGACCUUGUGGGCUGUUUCUGCACACAUGGAGCUAGGCUUUUGCCUGGACUUCAGAGAAGUGUAUUCUGUGGAGCACUUCUAUGGCCCUGUCAGCAAACUAGAUGUCACUACGGGUGGGAGGUUCCAUGGUGGCAGCAGUUGCCUGAGCCUGGUCUCCGGAUGACUCGCCUGGCUGUGAGCUUCAUGAAGGGCAGCUACUACCCCACUGAGGAGCAGAUCUAGAAUUCCUGAAUGUAAUGGGGGCGUAGGCUGGGAGGAGGCAUUUCUUUGGGAGCCCAGGAAGCUCGCUACCAGAGAUUUGGUGCCGCAAAAGUACCUGGGGUACCGCCAGGUGCCGGCUAGAGAUCCACCAUGCCCCGGGCUCCCGUGGGGCCCGAGAGCCCAUGUGGAGACCGGAAAGAGUCAAGUCCUGGAGGUUUGAGGAAGGCCACUUACAAUGUCCACUGUUCCUUCCCAUAUCGAUAUCAUGAGGCUUUCCAAAGUGGUUUCUUCAGUUUUUGUAGUUUGUGGUUGAACACCGCCAUCUCGGGGUUCCCUUCCCCACACACUCCCCUUCCCUUCUCUAGCAGCACACCACACCACACUACCCUUUCCCUUCUGUGUGCACACACGCACAGGGCUCUGCUCUCCAUCUUCUCCCUGCCCCUUCCUUCCGUGUGCGUGCAAUAUCCCCUCCCGUCUCUCUCCUUCCCUCGCCUUCCCUCGUGUCCACACACUGCACUUUCCCCUCUGUCCCACCCUCCACACACGAGCUACAGUCUCCGUUCCCGUCCUCCUUUUCCUGUCGCCACCUACACUACACAUUUCCUUCUCUUCCCUUCCCUUGUCACACACACUGCACUUGCCUUUUUCAUCUCUUCCCUUCCCUGCCUUGCCACACACACACUACCCCUGUCAUUCCUUUCCUUCUCUUCGUGCUUUAUCCCUCCCUCCUGCCCCCUCCACACAACUAUAGUAUUCCCACCCUUUAUCCACACACAGUGGAUAUCCACACUCCCUUUCCUUCUCUUCCUGCACACACACAACGCACUGCCCGUUCCCUUCUCCACACAACCCCCCCCCAAACACCACAUGGCCUCUUCUCAUUGUCCCUUCUCCCCACGAGCUACUGUGGCCCGUUCCCUCUAUUCUCUUCCCUUCUUUUUUUCUACGUGCACAGACAACACCAUCCUCUCCCUUUCCUUUCCUCCCCUAGAAGAGUUCAGUGUGCAUGUGUGGACGAAUGCAGAAAGAAUCCCUUCCUUUCCCUUCUCUACCCGCUCCACUUCCUGUCUCCUUCCCUUCAACAUGCACACCCUACCCCCCCACCCCUCAUCCUAACACACAAGGGCACUGUCCUUUCCCUUUUCCCCUUCCAUUCCCUCUCACCCACACUACUCUGUUCUCUCCCCUCCCCACACCACACUAUCCUCCGUGCACGUGUUUUACUCCUCCGUGCACGUGUUUUACUCCUCCCUCCUUCUCCCCCGCACACUACCCAGUC